This is a messenger RNA of Biomphalaria glabrata, 3896 nucleotides long. RefSeq lists its product as uncharacterized. The transcript has 4 exons. Lineage: Eukaryota; Metazoa; Mollusca; Gastropoda; Planorbidae. The record is from RefSeq and is a predicted model, not a curated record. Bases 112 to 2352 code for a protein of 746 amino acids.
CUUAGACAAGAAAAUGGCUAACAGCUAAAAACAGUCAAAAUGUUUAAUUAAGAAAAGAAGCGAAACAAAACUUUGUGCUAACAAAUAUCCAAUUGGAAAACAAACGAAAAAAUGUUACGAAGUUUACAGAGAAACUGGUUCGCUCUUGCCAUGGCCCUAGGGGUCAUCAUAUUGCUGGGGCAACAGUUCUUCCUGUCCAGAAAGUCUAUGUCCCCUCGGCGUAGUAUUCAGCAGGUGUAUGACUCCCAGGUAAUAGAGGUCACGCCGACAGACAAUAAAACCUUUGUACUGAGGGAAUUUAAAAAGUGGAUUGUGGUGGAUGCGCUGACCACACCAUGUCAUGACGUUGCAGGCUUCAUGCAAAAUGACCAGUGGGCAGUGGUAGUAGUAACGGAAUCUCCCGUUGAUCUUCAAACUUGCAACUCACCUGGAUGUAUACAGUUGACCUGGGAGAUGUGUAAGCGUGACCUGGGUCGUCUCGAAACUGUGCAGGCUUUAACUCAGCCGUCCAUUUUGUGUGGGUACCUGCUGGCCAUGGUAAACGGCGCCAAAGUGAUUGCAGACGCAUCGUGUGACGUACCCAUCCGGGACAUGGAGAAUACGUUCGAAGUCUCCGAAGACAAGUCAUCUGGUCUGUGGUAUAACACGACCUCAGCCUUCAAUCCUUUUGAGCACUGGGGACUCACCAACACGUACCCACACGAGUAUCAGCUCUUAAACAUGAGCGCGCCUUCCGUUAAUUCACAUGUUAUGUAUGUCAGUGAUCUGUCUAGCAUGACAAUAAAACAAGGCGUGGCUAUCUCCAAGAAAACUUGCGUUACAAAUCUGUAUAAUCCUGAAAAAAGCUCCUUGAUGCCAGUCAACUCACCAGUGGCUAUCGGGGCUAACACUCUGGUGUCUCUCCAGACUGGGCCGACCAUCUUCACCUACGCCUCGUUUCCGUCCAUGCUUCUUCCGCGAAGUGAGACACGUGAUCAGAUGCUAUUCCGAACACUGUUAAUACACGUCUUGAAGAAAAUGAAAGUAGUUAACUUCGCUUAUUAUAAAGUUGAUCCGAUGACGCCAUCAAAAUGUGAUGUGCACGAAAGCGCUGGGGAUAAAGAUCAAAGUUUUGUACUGCAGUGUGUAAACUCGAUAGAAUGCGAUGCCAAUGUUUGGGACGAAACUUGUCUCAGAAAUACAGUUUUGGGUGUUCUCGAGUGUCUAAACCUUGGAAGUGAAGCCUGGCUGUUAAACGCCUGGAUGACGGACUUAGACUUCAUCGGUUUCAAAGGAAGUUAUGAUAAAGCUGCUGAACCAACCCAGAAUGUGUUUGGCAUAAGCUACAAUUUUAACAAGGAGUUUAUGAUGAUGCAGAACAACUCAGAGUUGGCAAGAGUGGAGCAGCAUAUUACAAAGAACUUCUCAAGGAUUUGCUCCUCACCACUGAAGCAGAGUAUGUGGGAGCCGGUGAUAACGGACAUUUUGUUAGUGGUCAUCAUCAACUACGAGACCUUGUACAGCACCAUCCCUUACAUGGAGUACGUGCACCGGCGAUACUUUAAAUACAUCAUGUACUGCGGCCCGUCACUGGACUCGUUCGUCAAGUAUUCAGACCAGGCCGACCUAGGUCACGUGACGUUCGUGUCCGGGAUGACUCGCAGCUGGCUAUUUAUGUACGAAUGCGUGACCCACGCCAUGAAGCUUCGGCUUCCGGUUAAAGGCUACAUGCAAAUGGGUGAGGACGUCCUGGUGAACACUUGGCUACUGGCCUCGCUACCUAAAGACCAGAUCUGGAUACCAGGUGGAUUUACCAAACGGGAUAUGUACAAAAUUAACAAGCUAGAGAAAUGGUACCAUUGGAACUCGCCUGUGGGUCAGAGAGGCGUAAUAAAUGCCUUCGCCACACUUACCAAUAGUUCUGUCUCAAUACCAGACGACACAUCUCGUGCGUUCGCUUUGAAAUCUCACUACUUCGCUAAACGUUUCCUGUCCAACUACAAAUCUAACCUUGGAGUAAACUAUAUUAUUCAUCGAGCCACAGACCUUUUUUAUAUACCGGAUGUGCUUCGUGACGAUUACAUCAUGGCGUCGGAGCUCUUCCGGCGGCACGAAACCAUGAUAGAGAUCGCACUUCCGGUCAUACACUACGGCCUUUCGAAUAGGAAAAACGUCACAUACCUGAAAGGCGCCAGCCUCUGGGCGCAGGAUCGUCUGAGGCCCUGGACAUACUACCAUGACACUGGCAUACAUUUUGUACAUCCGGUCAAGCUGAAGAUGGUUACAAACAGUACUGAAGGGAAAGAUUUUAUAUGCGAAACUUACUUAUCUAAAUAUGUCAAAGAAUCCGAUGUCUUGAGACUGAAACUUUAGAGUCGUUUGUUCUACACAAUGGUAGAAACUUUGAACUUUAUUUCAAUGAACAUGAAAUCAUUGAAAUCCGAGAAGCUGUAAACAUGUCAACAUGUGUCUUCUUUUAUUAUUGACUUCUUCUCGAUUUAUCCAUAAAAUGUUAUACACAGUUAUGGCAAAAGAGAAGACUUAAAAGUAAAGUAGCAAUUAUACAUGAAACACUGAACCAUAAUCUUCAAAUACAAAAACAUAACCUAAUAAAAUACUCAGAAAGACACAAAAGAUAAAAGCACAUUGCUCGUCCCAUAUGCUAGGACGAAUUUGUACAAAUGCUUCUUCUUCCCUAGUGCUAUUAGAGCAUAGAAUGGGUUGCUUGAGUCAGCAGAAAAAAAAACAGUGACUUGGCAGAAUUUAAGUCAUUAAUUAACAUAUUAUGACUCGAUCGACUUAGGAACAAGCGUAGGAUGCAAUCCUCUUAAGUUUAAACGUCUCUAUUUUAUAAGAUAAGAUAAGAGAGCAAAUAUAACAAUAGCAGGCAUAUUUUGGUACAUUUGGUGUCUUGAAACGGAAGUAUUGAUAAGCGAAGUAUUUUAAGACACAUCGUGUAAUAGUUGUUUUUUUUCUGCCCUUUUCAGCACUGUAAAAUCACAUUUCUAAAUUCUUCUGUUUGUAGCAUAAAGUUGUUUUUAUGUUUUAUUUGACACCUGUGAUCUUUCAGUCCUUCGAUGGCAACCUUGACCUUGUUUUAUUGUGUCCAUUUAUUUCAGAAGCUCUUACAAUACUCAUCUUCAUUCUUUUUCAUACUCUUUGGUUUAAGCGCCAUUAUAUCUCCACCGCAUUGCGUCUUAUCUUCUUUUUUUUUCUUCCACUGAAUGUUUGUGUACAAAUCUCCGAUUAAUUUUUACUUUCUAUUAAUAUGAAUUUUUUCAGGAUAUUUCUUGUUUAUUUAUACUUUUAUAUCAGCGCAUAAGUUUUAUUGUUCCUGAAAUUUUUACAUUGCCUUUUUGAUUGCAGGUCUGUAAAUACUGUACACCUGUAUGGUCAUAAGCCAGUUUUUGGUGUAUACCUGGUGAUUCUAUAUCUGUGUGGUUCUGUAUAUGUAUGUAUUGUUUGAAUGUAUUUGUAUUAUAAGCUAAUUGUUACUAUAGUGGGAAGGAUGUAGUGGCCGAGUUGUAAAGCCUCUGGCUUACGAAAGGAGAGAUCUCGAGUUUCAAUCUCUAAGAAGGAUAGAAAGACGCUCUAAAGUCCAACCAAUUCAAAUAGGUACCUGACCUACGCUAGGGAAGUAGAUGCAAAUAGUCGUUGUGCUGGCCACUCGACACUCUUGUUAACCGUCGGGCAUGGAGAUUGCAUCAUCUGCCCCAGAGCAUUACAUCAUCUGCCCUCAAAACUUUAUAUCUGCCCCUCGUUAAACGCUUGGUCUGAAAGGGCACUUUUUUGUUUGUUUCUAUGCUGUGAGUAUGAUUUCGAAUGAUCUGAAAUGUCACUAUAGUUCUUACAAUUUUGUCAUCAUCAAAAUGUUUUCAGAUGUAAAUCUAUUUGUUGAUUAAAUUCUAAAUGCUUUA